GCUCCAGCCAACAGGGAGGAGAUGCAGCCUGGGGAGCAGCAGGCAGGCCGGGACCUGCUCACGCUUCCUCGCCCCGCCUCCGAGCAGGACUCGGGCGGGGGAGGGGGGCAGCUGGCCACUCAGAGCGACGCACGCCCAUCACAAGGCGCACAAGCUGGCCUGUGUGCAAGCUCCUUCAGACAGCUACCGGCCCCUCGGGAAGCUCGGCGCCCCUGAGCUGGACUAGGCGGCCAGGUCAGGGGCAUGAGGCCUCUUCACAUGCCCCUCAGGGAAACCCCGGUCCCGCCGGCGGAGCGCCUGGGGGUACAGAUGCCCAGGAAGGCUCACUGCUAGGCCAAGACAGAGACUGAACUGAGAGCAGUGUGGCGCCUCUACGGCCAUCCCCAACCCCGAGUUGAGGGUCCAGGGAGGAAAGGCAGACCCGGAGCUUUGGGGCGCGCCAGCCUUUCUCUGGAAUGACUCCAUACACGCCUCCCCUGUCUGCAGCCAUGGAAAUUAAUCCCAUGGUCACCUCAGCCUCUGACAGCCUCAGGGCAGUGGGGGGCCCAAACCAUUCGUCCCAGGGCCAGAGCACCUCCCACGCAACACCGGGCCUUAAGCACUUCUCCUCCUGGCCCCAACCCGCGAGGCGGGGCCCAGGAUCCCCACACUGCAAGUGAGGUCACCUGAACCGACGAAAGUUGGAGGAACUUGUCCCAGAGAGGUUGGAUUUCUCCUCUGGCCUACCUCCAAAGCCCACACAAAGCCUGUGCAAGUCGCCUCCCUGUGGGCCUUAGCUUCCUGGGCUGAAACGGACACGAUUCUAGCGCUGCCUACCUGACCAGCAGGCUGCAUGAACGCGAACCCGUCCACACGGAGGCCCCGGAAGUCCGAGCCUCACCUUCCGCCUCGCGCAGUCGAUCGAAUCCGGUCCACCGGGGCACUGUGCGAGUGCCUGUGAGGAAUGAGAAGCAGCCUUCUCCAGGGGGCAAUUCCCAGAGCACCUGGACCCAGAGGACCAGAAGAGGAGGAAGCGGGGAGGCAAGCCUGCCUCCAUGAAGUCCUCCGGGGCCAGGCCGGUCCAGCCCACCCAGGGCCAGUGAGUCUCCUCCAGGAAGCCCUCCCAGACCAUCACUCAGGUCCUUCUAGCUGCUUGGCCUUGAACUCUGGGUAGGCUUCACCCCUCCUUGGCAAUUUGACUAGGGCAACUCCCUUUCCUGUCUGUUAAAUAGGAGCCUGGGACCCAGCCUAGACAGACUGGUAAAGUAGCCAUGGGUCAUGGGCCCCUUCCAGGGGCUCUUCCUUCCAGCUUGUGCGGGGGCAAAGGCAGCCCAGGGGUAAGAAAUGAGGCCUGGGUGGCCGCCUGCAACCCCCACUGGAAUCUUUCCUGCCCCUCCCUCCCUUCCAGAUUAACCGAAACCUGCUAAUUGUGGCAGUCCUCUGUAUGCUCCCCUCCCCCACUGCUAUAUUCCACCCUCCCUUUGCCUCUCCUCCCCUCCCCCUUCCAUCCGAAUGAUAAAGGGCCCAGCCCGCCUGCCCCCACCCGGCCUCAGGCCCAGGCUCUCCCUCCCCACACUGCCCAACUGCCCUGCACCCUCCACGGGGCCAGGCCCUGUCCUCGUUGCUGGCCUCCCCUUCAUGGGGCCCUGCAGCAACCCACGCCUGGGGCACCCCGGGACGGACUCGCCCUCCCAGGCCCCAAAGAGGAGGAAGAAGCGAUACCUUCGGCACGACAAGCCCCCCUACACCUACUUGGCCAUGAUUGCCCUGGUGAUCCAGGCGGCACCUUCCCGCAGGCUGAAGCUGGCCCAGAUCAUUCGUCAGGUCCAGGCCGUGUUCCCCUUCUUCAGGGAUGACUACGAAGGCUGGAAGGAUUCCAUCCGCCACAACCUCUCCUCCAACCGAUGCUUCCGCAAGGUGCCCAAGGAUCCUGCGAAGCCCAAGGCCAAGGGCAACUUCUGGGCCGUCGAUGUGAGCCUGAUUCCCGCCGAGGCGCUGCGGCUGCAGAACACAGCCCUGUGCCGGCGCUGGCAGAACAGGGGUACCCGGGGGGCUUUCGCCAAGGACCUGGGCCCCUACGUGCUGCAUGGCCGGCCCUACCGACCUCCCAGGCCGCCCUGCGAGGGCUUCAGCAUAAAGUCUCUGCUGGGGGACUCCGGGGAGGGGGCGCCAAGGAGCAGCCCAGAUCCGGCAGGUUCCCUGACUAGGAAGGAAGAGGUAGUGCCCACACCACCCCUGCCCUCUGAGAGGCCUCUGUGGCCCCUCUGCCCCCUCCCAGGGACCAUGAGAGCCGAGGGGGAGACUUCCCAGGUGGGAACCAGCAGGCCCUCGCCCCUCUCCCCUGAGCCCAGAGCCUGGCCUCUCCACUUACUGCAGGGUACCCCAGACCCUGGGGGACUGUCCAGUGGGGGUCGCAGGGCCUCACUUUGGGGGCAGCUACCCACCUCCUAUUUGCCCAUAUACACCCCCAACGUGGUAAUACCUUUGGCCCCAUUACCACCCACCUCCUGCCCCCAGUGCCCAUCCUCAACCAGCCCAGCCUACUGGGGGGCCCCUGAACCCCACAGCCCCCCGGGGCUGCUCUGGGACCUAGAUGCCCUCUUCCAGGGGGUGCCACCCAACAAGAGCAUCUAUGAUGUGUGGGUGAGCCACCCCCGGGAGCUGGCUGCCCCCACCCCAGGCUGGCUACUCUCCUGGUACAGCCUGUGAGGCUCCAGGCCAGGGACUGCUUUCCUCUCCCACUCCUGCCUGCCACCAUUGGCUUGU
This is a messenger RNA of Hipposideros armiger (great roundleaf bat), 2745 nucleotides long. RefSeq names its product forkhead box H1 (gene FOXH1). NCBI's taxonomy places the organism in Eukaryota, Metazoa, Chordata, Mammalia, Chiroptera, Hipposideridae. The transcript has 6 exons. Bases 1492 to 2688 code for a protein of 398 amino acids. The record is from RefSeq and is a predicted model, not a curated record. Gene Ontology annotation, biological process: transforming growth factor beta receptor signaling pathway; positive regulation of transcription by RNA polymerase II. Gene Ontology annotation, cellular component: activin responsive factor complex. Gene Ontology annotation, molecular function: transcription cis-regulatory region binding; DNA-binding transcription activator activity, RNA polymerase II-specific.